CAUGAGCAUAAAAGGGUCAUAUGCCUCCUCAUUAUUCCAAUAGAUCAGCCAGCAGGUUGCUUCACAAGGUCGAGCAUUCAGUCCUCGCUCUGGUGCCUCUCCAGCUUGUUUGACUCUCUGAUUGCCUCUCUACUGUCACCAUGAAGUCUGCUAUCCUUCUUGGCCUCACUGGCCUUGCUGCCAACGUGCACGCUCAUCCCGCUCCGAAGCUGGAGACCGCCUCUGGCCUGGCCAAGCGCGGCAUUGAUAUCAGCAAGUACAGCCUGCCUAGCUUGUCUGACUACACUCCUUCGACACACGUCGAGGAGGAGGCGUCCAUCCAGGCUGAGGGUUUCAAGCGUGACUACGUCGCCACUGCUACCCGAGCUGUCAAGCGAGCUGCCCCCAACGCGGAAUUCCGUGUCGUUCCUGACCACUAUGUCGACGUUGACGGCAUUGGCCACGUCCACUUCAAGCAGACAGCUCACGGCAUUGACAUUGACAAUGCUGACUUCAAGGUCAACAUUGGCCGAAAUGGCAGAGUCUUCUCUCACGGAAACAGCUUCUUCUCUGGCAAGAUUCCCGCAGAGAGCCCCCUGACGAAGCGUGACUUCUCCGACCCCACGAAUGCGCUCAAGGGUGCUGUCGACAUCUUGGGUCUCCCCAUCCAGGCCGAAGGCGCCACCGCCGAGGCCCAGGAGGGAACUGAGAAGUACACUCUCAAGGGCACUUCUGGUGCUGUCAGCGACCCCGAGGCCCGCCUGGUCUACAUCGCCAAGGAGGACGGAACUCUGUCUCUGACCUGGCGAGUUGAGACCGAUGUCGUGGACAACUGGCUGCUCACCUACAUCGAUGCUGCCACCAACAAGGAGGUCCACGGUGUCGUAGACUACGUUAGCGACUUUGCUACCGUCGAGGUGUUCCCCUGGGGCCUCAACGACCCCACGGAGGGUGACCGCAAGACCUUCACUGACCCGUGGAGAACCGAUGCUUCUCCCUUCACCUGGUUCGGCGACGGAACCACCAACUACACCACCACGCGCGGCAACAACGCCAUUGCCCAGGUCAACCCCAACGGAGGCAACGACUACCUCAACAACUACCGCCCAACCAGCGCUACCCGGGCCUUUGAGUACCCCUUCUCGCUGACCCAGACCAACCCCACGGACUACCGUGACGCCUCCAUCACCCAGUUGUUCUACACUGCCAACAAGUACCACGACUUGCUGUACGUCCUCGGCUUCAACGAGGUUGCCGGUAACUUCCAGGCCAACAACAACGGCAAGGGUGGUCUGGGCAACGACUUUGUCAUCCUCAACGCCCAGGACGGCUCUGGCACCAACAAUGCCAACUUUGCCACUCCCGCUGACGGCAGCAAUGGCCGCAUGAGGAUGUACAUCUGGACUGUGUCCACCCCCCGACGUGACGGCUCUCUCGAGGAGGGCAUCGUCAUCCACGAAUACACCCACGGAUUGUCCACCCGUCUCACCGGUGGUCCUGCCAACUCCGGCUGCCUGUCCGGCGUCGAGGCCGGCGGCAUGGGCGAAGGCUGGGGCGACUUCUACGCAACCGCCAUCCGCCUCAAGGCCGGCGACACCCGCGCCACCGACUACCCCAUGGGCGCCUGGGCCGACAACAACCCCAAGGGCAUCCGCCAGUACCCCUACUCCACCAGCCUGACCACCAACCCGCUCACCUACAAGUCCGUCAACUCCCAGAACGAGGUCCACUCCUCCGGCACCACCUGGGCCUCCAUCCUCUACGAGGUCCUCUGGAACCUCAUCGACAAGCACGGCAAGAACGACGCCGAGUUCCCGACCUUUGACUCCCAGGGCGUGCCCACCGACGGGAAAUUCCUCGCCCUCAAGCUCGUCCUCAACGGCCUCGCCCUCCAGCCCUGCACGCCCACUUUCGUCUCUGCCCGUGACGCCAUCCUCGACGCCGACCGCUCUUUGACUGGUGGCGACAACUUGUGCGAGCUGUGGACUGCCUUUGCCAAGCGUGGUCUUGGUUCCGGAGCCAGGUACUCUGCUUCCGCCCGAACUGAGAGCUUCACCAUCCCCUCUGGUGUCUGCUAAAUAUCCUUCUUGUGAGAAAUCAACUUUUGGAUGAGAUGUUUUUGAAGCGUGGAUGUGAGAAGUUAAGAUCUGCCGAAGGAGGGAAACAAUGGAGGCUGGUCUCUCGAAUCAUGUAAGCAGAUCGGUAACCUGUUACCAUACCAAAUAAGUAAAAUGAAGUGAAAAAAAAAAAAAAAGGUUUCCCUGUGCCGCUGUUUCGGUGAUGUCAAAAUAUCCCAAGAUGCAGUCUAAAUGUUCUGUAUUUAUGUAUGCAACUUCUAGCAACAAGAAAUAUGAAAAAAAAAAUCACUUUGCCCCAGUUUUCCCUGUGGCAGGCGUUACACUUCCUCCUGCUGCCACUGCUGCCACCGCCGUCUUCUUCUUCUUUAGCUUCGCAACGAAGCCCAGUACUUUAUCUUUGAGGGCUCCGGAUGGAGCCUC
This is a messenger RNA of Trichoderma harzianum CBS 226.95, 2477 nucleotides long. RefSeq lists its product as hypothetical. Bases 141 to 2057 code for a protein of 638 amino acids. The record is from RefSeq and is a predicted model, not a curated record. Gene Ontology annotation, molecular function: metalloendopeptidase activity; zinc ion binding. The transcript has 3 exons. Lineage: Eukaryota; Fungi; Ascomycota; Sordariomycetes; Hypocreales; Hypocreaceae.